AUGACCAUGUGCAACCUCCAGUUGCUAUCCUGGAAGACAGCCUUCUUGGUGGCCAUUACAUCUGCCAAGCGCAUGGGUGAGCUACGGGCACUCAGAGAAUAUGAACUUAGACCCUUGAAAAAGUAUGAUUUACUUUCCAGGAGAAUAAAAUAUGGCUCUGAUAGAACUACUUAUUUGACUAGACCUGUUGAAAACAAGCUUUGUCUUGCUCCUGCUCCUCCAUCUUCUCAACUUUGCAAUAUUCCAUGCCCUUCUGAGUGUCUGGUUUCUUCCUGGUUGGCAUGGCGCCCUUGUAUCUAUGAAAACUGCCAAGAUACCCAAGGGAGAAAAGGUUUCAAAAUGAGGGAAAGACGUGUUAUUGUGGAACCAGUGGGUACUUCUGGUGGUUGUUCACACUUGAUAGAAUCCAUUCCAUGUGAAAAUCCAGUAUGCUACCAGUGGAUCAUUUUAGAAGGAGUGUGUUUACCUUAUAAUGGAAUAUGUGGUCAAGGGACUCGUGUGCUGCAUGCUGUAUGCAGGAACUACAUGGGGGAGGAUGUAUCAGAUGACUUUUGUUCAGAGGUUCCUUCUCCUUCUGGAACAACAACUUGUGAGGUGCCAUGUGGAAUGGACUGUGUUGUAACGGAGUGGUCACAGUGGUCGUCCUGUUCUCACUCAUGCUCCAGUAAAAAUGCAGAAGGGAAGCAAAGCCGCACAAGAUCGAUAUUGGCAUUACCGGGGGAAGGUGGAAAGGCAUGUCCUCCUAGUCUUGCAUUACAAGACUAUCGCUUGUGCAAUGACCACUCUUGCCAUCAGGUCUACUGGGAAACAUCUGCAUGGAGUCCCUGCUCGGAAAAUACCUUGAUAACUGCUCUGAAUGCUACAAUUUACUGGAAUGGUGAAACUACUUGUGGAGUGGGCAUACAGACCAGGAAGGUCUUCUGUGUGAAGAAUAAUGCUGGCCAGGUCCCAGCCAAAAGGUGCCCAGAAUCCAUCAGACCAGAAAUAGUCCGCCCAUGUCUGCUCCUGUGCAAAAAAGAUUGUGUGGUGACUCCUUUCAGUGAAUGGACAAGCUGUCCUACUGUUUGCCAACACGGUAAUUCUACUACAACGAAACAGUCUCGCUACAGGAUUAUCAUUCAAGAUGCUGUCAAUGGAGGACAGGAAGAAUGCCCAGACACCUUGUUUGAAGAAAGAGAAUGUGAAGACAUCCCUGUUUGUCCUGUGUACAGCUGGAAGACCCAUAAAUGGAGUCAGUGUGUACUGGUGCCAGAUUCCAUAAGACAGGGUAUACUAGGAGUCAACGAGCCAUGUGGUCGUGGUUUGCAGUCAAGAGUUGUUACAUGUGUUUUGGAAAGCAACCAUUCAGUAGAUGUGGGAGAAUGCCUAAAGUGGGCAGAACCUAUGCCUUCUAUUGUUCAAGAGUGCCAUAUUCCUUGCAAAGAUGACUGCACAUUCACCCCUUGGUCUAAAUUUACUACAUGUUCAUCAGACUGUGUAUCAACAAGGAGCAGAAGACGAACUCUCACAGGGAGAAGCAGAAAGCGAGACAAGUGCCAGAAUACAGAACUGUAUCCUCAAGUUGAAACAGAACAGUGUCCUUGCUCAAUAUUUACCACCUGGCCCUAUGGAAAUUGGUCUGAAUGCAUUAUUUCUUCUAGAAAAACAGAGCUACAGUCAGAAAUGAAGUUUCAUGGACAUGCCAAAGAGUGUGGAGAAGGUGUGCGAUUCCGAGCUCUUACCUGCUAUGAUAAGACUGGCAGACUUGUGGAACCUUCUCACUGCAACCAUUCAGGUUAUAUCAAAGAACCUUGUAUGAUUCCUUGCCCAUUUGAUUGCAAAUUAAGCGACUGGUCUGCAUGGGCCCCCUGCAGUACUACUUGUGGAACAGGAGUGAGAAUUCGAUCCAGAUGGCUGAAGGAAAAACCUUACAAAGGAGGGCGUCCUUGUCCAAAACUGGAUCCUAAGAAUCAGGCCCAAGUGUAUGAGGCAACCCCAUGUUACAGUGACUGCAAUCAAUAUUCCUGGGAAACAGAACCCUGGUCUUCAUGUGAAAUUAACAGUGAGCAAAACUCCCUCCAUUGUGGAGAAGGUAUACAGACUAGGAAAAUCAGAUGUGUAAACACCACUGAAGAUGGCGAAGGAGAGACUGUGGCCAAUAAGUUUUGUAACCAGUCUGAAAUUCCACUUGACACUCAAAAGUGUACCCUCUAUUGCCCCAGUGAAUGUGUAGUUUCAGAGUGGGGUCGCUGGAGCCAGUGCUCACAGCCUUGUGACCCCAAUAUAAUGCAAACACGAGCACGGCAAAUGUUGAGAUCGCCUUUAAAUCCCAAGACCUGCCCUGAAGAUUCUCAAAUGCGGCCUUGUGUUCUAAAUCAAAAUUGUUUUCAGUAUCAUUACAAUGUAACAGAUUGGAGCACUUGUCAGCUAAGUGAAAAUGCAAUCUGUGGUGAAGGGAUUAAGAAUCGCCUUCUGAGCUGUGUACGCAGUGAUGGGAAAACGGUGAACAUGAACUACUGUGAGCAGCUAAAUUUGGAGAAGCCUGCAAAAAUGAUUACUCACUGCCUUGUGGAAUGUGUAGUAAAUUGCCAGCUGUCAGAGUGGUCUGCCUGGUCAGAAUGUUCACAUUCAUGUGGCCUUACAGGUCAGAUGCUUCGUACCCGAUCUGUAAUCAUGCAAGCCCAAGGAGAAGGAAGGCUGUGCCCAGCUGAGCUCACCCAGUACAGAAACUGUGCCGCAAAACCUUGCUACAGCUGGGUUCUUGGAGAGUGGUCCCCAUGCAGAGUAGAGGGUGGACAGUGUGGGGAUGGAAUCCAAGUACGGAACCUCACGUGCGUGGUCCACGAUGGCGCUCUAUCUGCAGUAUCUAAACAGGUGGAAAGAGCAUUAUGUGGAGAUCUUCCAUCUAAAGACACUGUGUUGCAGCUUCCAUGUUCUGUGCCUUGCCCAGGUGAUUGUCAUUUGACAGAAUGGUCAGAGUGGAGCUCUUGUGAAUUAACAUGCAUUGAUGGCAGGAGCUUUGAGACGAUGGGUCGCCAGUCUCGGUCAAGAACAUUUAUAAUACUGUCUUUUGAAAACCAAGAUAGCUGCCCUGAACAGGAGCUGGAGACGCGGCCUUGCUCGGGAGGGAAGUGCUAUAACUAUGUGUGGAAAGCAAGCCUGUGGCAAGACAAUGAGCGCACAGUGUGGUGCCAGCGUUCCGACGGAGUGAAUGUCACAGGUGGUUGUUCGAUUCAGAUGCAGCCAACAACAACUAGGCGUUGUAACCCGGCCUGCAGAAAACCCUUCUCUUACUGCACGCAGAGUGGCAUCUGUGGUUGUGAGAGGGGCUAUACGGAAAUAAUGAGAUCAGAUGGUUUCCUGGAUUAUUGCAUGAAGAUACCAGGCUUAGAAGAUAAGAAAGCUGAUGUUAAAACGAAUGCUGCAAAAAAUAAACCUGUCAACUCCAAAAUGCAUGACAUUUUCAAAGGAUGGUCUAUUCAGCCUUUUAACACAGAUGGGAAGCUUAAAAUCUGGGUCUAUGGCGUUUCAGCAGGCGGGUUUUUCAUUAUAAUUUCCUUAAUCUUUACAUCUUAUCUUCUUUGCAAAAAGCCAAAACAGCAACAACAUUCUCCUCCACAACAAAAGUGUCUGACUUUAGCCUACGAUGGAGACGUUGACAUGUAA
Gekko japonicus is the source of this 3645-nucleotide messenger RNA. RefSeq names its product thrombospondin type-1 domain-containing protein 7B-like. Lineage: Eukaryota; Metazoa; Chordata; Lepidosauria; Squamata; Gekkonidae. Gene Ontology annotation, biological process: actin cytoskeleton organization. The record is from RefSeq and is a predicted model, not a curated record. Gene Ontology annotation, cellular component: plasma membrane.